This is a messenger RNA of Cucumis melo (muskmelon), 2479 nucleotides long. Its product is annotated as phospholipase A1 PLIP1, chloroplastic. The coding region runs from base 273 to 2300 and encodes 675 amino acids. Gene Ontology annotation, molecular function: glycerophospholipid phospholipase A1 activity. Gene Ontology annotation, biological process: lipid metabolic process. The record is from RefSeq and is a predicted model, not a curated record. Lineage: Eukaryota; Viridiplantae; Streptophyta; Magnoliopsida; Cucurbitales; Cucurbitaceae. The transcript is spliced from 6 exons.
UCUCUGUCAACAAUCUUCAUAUAAAUUGGACACGAACCCCACCAAAUUCUAAUUCAAACAAAAACUCUGAUACCCACAUUCACAAUUUUCUUUUGAUUCAAUUUCUCUUCUUAUUCACCGCCAACUCAAAUCCUUUCGCUCUCCCCUGCAUUUGCAUCAGUGGAGCCAUCAGAUUCUGGAGGAAUCCGGGAAUCCCUUGUUGUGAAGAGAGUCUAACAAACACAAAUAGUUUCUUUGGUCCAUCAUCAACUGACUGUUCUUCAAGAAUCGUCAUGGCUUGUACUUCGGUGGCUAUUGGCAAUUCUCCAGUCGCUACAAUGGCAAAAGAGAUCAUCUUCAAAGAAUAUAACGGGCUUCGUCGUUCGCAUUCGAGCAAGGACGUUAGAGAACGAGCUUGCAUCAAAAGAUCUUAUUCUGAUAACCAGAUUUGUUACUCUGCAAAUAAAAUUUAUGCUACUUCAACACAGCCAAAGCCAAAAAUCAAAAAUAACAACUCUACGGGAAUGGGGAUUUUUCCUUUGAAAUUCUCAGGGUCUUUUCUUCCUAAUGCAGUCAGAUCAUUUUUGUUUGACAUGGAGGAGACCUCAAAGAAUCUCACUAGUGAAGAGGAGGUGACAAAGAGAGCAAACUGGAUCGAGAGAUUGUUGGAGAUUCGAAGUCGUUGGCGGUUAAAGCAGCAAAAAGGAGGACUUGAGAAUGAUCUUUAUGCAGAUCAUGAUGAAUCCGCUGAGAGUUUAUGUGGUGGAGAAGAUGGUGGCUGUGAAGUGGAUUAUUAUGACUCUGAAGAUGAAGAAGGGCUUACUUUUGAUACUGAAUCAUUUGCAAGAUAUUUGAUUAGGAUUCCAGUGUCUGAUACCAAGGUGUUUUCUCAGUUGGCUUUCCUGUCAAACAUGGCAUACGUUAUACCAAAUAUCAAGGCAGAGGAUCUGGAAAUAUACCAUGGCCUGAAAUUUGUUACGUCCUCCUUGCGCAAGAAAGCAGAAGCAGCAGCCAUAAAUAUCAAAGAAAAACUUGAUCAGCACUCAACUUGUAUUUCUGAUGAAGCCUUCAAUGUUGGUGAAUCUUGUUCAGUGGAAGCCUCGGAGGUGGAGAGGACACAAGAAAUCCCCACAACUGUUGCUUAUGAGAUUGCGGCAACAGCUGCAUCUUAUGUUCACUCGAGAGCCAAGAAUACUUCAUCCCACCCUUUGGAAUCACAAGAAAAGGGAGACGGUUCGACUCGAGCGUAUAACCCUGAGGUAGCUGCCUAUGUUGCAGCUUCAACAAUGACUGCUGUGGUUGCUGCUGAGGAGGUGCAGAAACAGGAGGCUGCAAAAGACCUCCAAUCUCUUCACUCUUCUCCUUGUGAAUGGUUUGUUUGUGACGAUACCCACACCUUGACCCGAUGCUUCAUUAUUCAGGGAUCAGAUUCCUUGGCAUCUUGGCAAGCAAAUCUUUUUUUCGAGCCCACCAAAUUUGAGGGGACAGAUGUGCUUGUUCAUAGAGGAAUAUAUGAAGCUGCAAAGGGAAUAUACAAACAAUUCAUGCCAGAAAUUAUAGACCAUUUGAAAAAAUAUGGAGACCAUGCAAGGUUUCAGUUUACUGGCCAUUCUCUUGGAGGCAGUCUUUCCCUUUUGGUGCAUUUGAUGCUACUGAAGAAUGGGAUUGUCAAACCUACUAUGCUUCAACCAGUGGUCACUUUUGGCUCUCCAUUUGUGUUCUGUGGUGGACACAAGAUUCUAAAUGAAUUGGGUUUGGAUGAAGACAACAUUCAUUGCAUCAUAAUGCAUCGAGAUAUCGUUCCAAGGGCCUUCUCCUGCAACUACCCUAACCAUGUCGCUGCUGUACUCAAGCGGUUGAGUGGAUCAUUUCGCUCGCAUUCUUGCCUCAACAAAAGUAAAUUACUAUACUCUCCAUUGGGUAAGCUAUUCAUUUUGCAACCUGAUGAGAUGUCAUCUCCCCCUCAUCCUAUGCUCCCUCAAGGAAGUGCUCUCUAUACUUUAGACAGCACCCAAAACGGGUACUCCAAAGGUCUUCUUAGGGCUUUUCUAAAUUGCCCUCAUCCACUUGAGACACUAAGUGACCCUACAGCCUAUGGGUCAGAGGGCACCAUUUUAAGAGACCAUGACUCAAGUUUCUAUCUAAAGGCUUUGAAUGGGGUUCUUAAACAACACACAAAGAUGGGUGUUGGAAAAGUCAGAAAUCAGAGGAAAUUGUUAUGGCCAUUACUUGCUUCACCAUCUCCAGACCGAUGGAGCCAUGAUGGAAAUUUGGACAAUAAUAAUAGUUUGCUGUCCAAUGAGAUAAUGACAGGUGUCUGAGACUAUUUUUCAUGAGAUCUGCCUUGCUUGUUGAAGACGGAUGGCUCAGUUUUCAGCUUGGUAAUCAUCUUGUAAAUCAACCUCUGUAAAUGCAUACAAUAAUAUAUUUUUCCAGAAAGGGAAUACAAGAAAAAAAAAAAAGGAAAAAAAAAGAAAGAUAAGUAAUUGGGGAGGAAAAA